Molecule: messenger RNA, 804 nt
Organism: Vigna angularis (adzuki bean)
Lineage: Eukaryota; Viridiplantae; Streptophyta; Magnoliopsida; Fabales; Fabaceae
Product: caffeoylshikimate esterase
Cellular component (GO): membrane
Molecular function (GO): lipase activity
Source: RefSeq, a predicted model, not a curated record
AUGGAUACGAAGUUCAAAUAUUUUGAAGUAUACACCAAAAACGCAAGGGGAUUGCAACUCUUCAGCUGUAGAUGGGUGCCUUUUCCUUCACCCAAGGCACUUGUUUUCCUUUGUCACGGCUAUGCCGUGGAGUGUAGCAGAUUCAUGAGAGUGGUUGCUGAAACGUUAGCCAAUGCUGGAUAUGCAGUGUUUGGACUUGACUACGAAGGACAUGGACGUUCUGCUGGUGUUCGUUGUCUUAUAACUAAGUUUGACAACAUUGUUGAUGAUUGUGAAGACAUUUUCAAGAUAAUUGGGUAGCUCCAAGAAUACAAAGGAAAACCUAGGUUCUUAUAUGGGGAUUCAAUGGGAGGCUCAGUUGCUACUAUUCUUGUUGCACCUAUGUGCAAGAUAUCAGCCAAACUAGUGAAGCCAUUUCCUAUUGUUGUGAAUGUAUUGACGAAAUUUGAAGAUAUCAUACCAAAGUGGAAAAUAGUUCCCACUAAGAAUAUCAUUUCCACUGCCUUUAAGGAUCGUGCCAAAAGAGAAGCGAUAAGAAAUAACAAGUUGAUAUAUCAAGACAAGCCCAGACUGAAAACAGCAAUGGAAAUGAUAAGAACUGGCAUGAGUCUUGAAGAUACUCUACAUGAGGUCACAAUUCCACUUUUAGUGUUACAAGGAGGGAAAGAUAAAGUUACAGACCCAGAAAUAAGCAGGGCAUUAUGUGAGAAAGCUAGUAGCAAAGACAAGACCAUUAAAAUGUACAUGGGAAUGUGUCAUGGCGUAGCAACCGAAGAGAGUGAUGAAAACAUUAUGUGUGUUUAG